AUGACUAGACAUGAGCUCAGCGGCGUGGCCGGGAGGAACCUGAUGGCUGAGCCCAAGCCCCCUCCAGAGCUGCAGCUGGAGGAAGCCGGAGCAUCCUCAGCCUCUCAGGGAGCGGCCGCAGGCGCUGCUCCGCACCCGGACCUGUCGCACAGCCCGUUAGACCCCGCAGCGGUGAUCCCGCUGGAUAUGGAUGCGGAGGGGGCAGGCAGCCCCCUGGACGCGGCUGGUGCGGAGCAUCAGUGCCUGACCCUCGAAGAGCUGGGGGACUACUUCCAAGAGUGCAUCGAAGCUGUCGAGCAGCUGGAGAAAGAGAGAGACAGCCUGAUCGCGGAGCUCGCCCAGCUCCGGGAGCCGGCGCUGCAGGAGAUCCGUCAUGCCCACGAGGAGAUCCAGGCAGCUUGCCGGCUGCUGGCCAAGGUGGAGCUGGAGAGGGACAACCUGAAGGAUGAGAUCCGGCAGAUCAAGCAGAAGCUGUUCAAGGUGACGAAGGAGUGCGUGGCUUGCCAGUACCAGCUGGAGAGCCGGCGGCACGACCUCUCCCAGCACACCGCUUACCGGGGCGAGCUGGAGACCCAGGCCGGGCAGCUCUCCGGCGAACUGUCCCGGCUGAAGGAGACCUGCGAGAAGGAGAAGGAGGUUUUGAGGCAACAGCUGGAGAUGCCGCCGUGUCGGCAGGAUAACCUGUACCUGCAGGAGAGCCGCCGGCUUUCCAUGGAGUUCGAGAGCUUCGUGGCGGAGAGGAGGAGGAAAGCCCUGCGGCCCUUGCAGGGGGAGGUCAGCCGGCUGCGGCUGCAGAACCGGAGCCUGGAGGAGCAGAUCGUCCUCGUCAAGCAGAAGCGGGAUGAAGAGGUCGGGCAGUACCGGGAACAGGUCGAGGAGCUGGAAGACAGGCUGAAGGAGCUGAAGAACGGGGUCCAGCUCCAGCAGCGCAAGAAUCAGGAGCUGGAGGAGCUGAGGACCAGCCUCCACCGGGAGCUCUCCAUCUACAAGGGCUGCUUAGAAAUCUACGGACACCUUUGCAAAUCGGAAGAAAAAGCAGACCAGGACUCUUAG
Molecule: messenger RNA, 1053 nt
Organism: Opisthocomus hoazin
Lineage: Eukaryota; Metazoa; Chordata; Aves; Opisthocomiformes; Opisthocomidae
Source: RefSeq, a predicted model, not a curated record